Amphibalanus amphitrite is the source of this 1298-nucleotide messenger RNA. RefSeq lists its product as uncharacterized. NCBI's taxonomy places the organism in Eukaryota, Metazoa, Arthropoda, Thecostraca, Balanomorpha, Balanidae. The annotation marks the transcript as partial. The record is from RefSeq and is a predicted model, not a curated record. The transcript has 12 exons.
CUGGAUGGCCAGAUAAAGUCAAGAAUAAGUUCAGCAAACUACCUGAGGAUGUCAAAACUAAAAUUUUCGGCGGAAACGUCAAAGGUCUCACUCAGGAAGAGAUCAGCCAGCUCAACAAGGGUCAGCUCCGGAUGCUGAUGCCUAGGAACAACCUAGCUGGUCUGAAUCAAACCAUCCAAGAGAAGGUGUUUGAGCGUUUCAAGGCUCUUAACGACGGCCAGAGCAUGCGCCGCGUGCUGGAAACGAUGAACGUAGAGAACAAAAUGGACCUCAUCGGAAAGAUCGCUGAAGUUAACGCCAAACUAGGCAGCAAUGAGAGGGCCAAGGAGCGCGUUGUGAUGAGCGUGGUGGACAAGCUCGGUGACCCGAGGAACUGGACAGAAGCCGAGGUAGACAGCAUGAAGGCAAAGGGCAUCCUGAGGCACUACCCGCCAGCCAGGCUGACCAGGCUCAACAACACGGCCCUCAUCAACAAAAUAACCAUUCCCUCUGGAAACGAAAUGAUGAGAAUGAAACCUACGAUGCAAAAGGCUUGGGCUGACUUCAUCUUGCACAAGAAGAUGAUGGCUAAGUCAGUUGGAGAAUGGACAUCUGCCGACAUUACUGGCGACAUCAAGAGCUCCCUGGGCACGAUGCCGCUGAAAACGCUCAACAUGAUCAAGAACGAUUCGCUCUACGAUGCUUUCAAUUCAGCUGCCUCUGCGGAUACGGACAUAGGGUCUCCUCCAGUCAAGAAAAUCGAGCCGGCCCAAGGAAGACUCAUUGCUGUGAAGAUGAUGUCUGCGUUCAAGGGGAAAUCUCCUACCGCCGGCCCUGCCGAAGUCAAAAGCUUCGUUGCAAGCCGACUGGGAAAGCUAUCCAAGUUUGUCCAGCCGGAGGAGCUGGUAACGCUUCUCGACUCCAGCAAACAGGAUGAUGCUACAGUGAAGGACGUGCUUAAAAACGCCUUCUCCAACAAGCAGGCCAACCGUGAGAAACGCUGUGAGGUGUUCAAACGCACUGAGAAGGGAAAAAAUCUGGCAACCCUGACGGCAGUCGAGGUCAACAACCUAGUUAACGACGGCACUCUAGUAUGUGUUCCUCUCAAGUACGUGAACAUGUGGGUGAGCGAUAGCAAGCUCACGGUGACCAAACUGACGCCUGAGCUGCUGUCACCGGGUCAGCUGAGGGCUAUUGCUCGAAACGUCUCCGCCCUGGACGGUUAUAAGAAGGCCGGUGGGGGCCUGGACCUGGACAAGCUGCCCCCGUCUCUGAUCUCCGUGGCCCAGCCCAGCGACAUUAAGGCCUAUGACUGGUGA